Molecule: messenger RNA, 1053 nt
Organism: Malus domestica (apple)
Lineage: Eukaryota; Viridiplantae; Streptophyta; Magnoliopsida; Rosales; Rosaceae
Source: RefSeq, a predicted model, not a curated record
AUGAGAACCAAGAAUCGGUUGGCUCUUGAUACCAUGUUAACAGAAAUGAAGAGUUGCAGAAAGAGCAUAUAUGAUAUUGCGCUAAACGUGAAUACAUUUGGAGUUCUUCAUGUGUUGGGUUUCGCAAAGAAAUGUUUAAAAUUGGAGAUGCUUCUCCAUAUAUCAACCGCUUAUGUGUGUGGUGAAAGGGCAGGAAUCAUAGCAGAGAAAUGCUCAUCUUUUUUAAUGGAUGACAGAGAAAAUUUCGAACUACAUGAAAAGAACGUGAUGGAGGAGAAGUUAACUGAAUUAAAGGCACAAGAUGCUACUGAAGAAACUAUUACAAGCACCAUGAAGGACUUUGGCACUGAAAGGUCUAAAUUUUAUGGAUGGCCAAACUUGUAUGUAUUCACGAAGGCGAUAGGAGAAAUGAUUCUAUAUUGCUCAAAAGACAAUGUACCUGUAGUCAUCAUCCGCCCAACCGUGAUUACAAGUACUUAUAAGGAGCCAUUUCCAGGGUGGAUUCAAGGUUUCAGGCUGUGUGAAGGACGGAAACCUCUCGGAGGCUCUGACCUUUUUCAAGUACACUCUCACGAUGCAGUUUCCAACUCACAGCAAGGGAAGAACGCUAUGGGAGCCUCUUUACAGGCAUGUGGGUGCCACAAGGAUGUCGAAACCGGACGCAAAGUCCACAACUUGGCUGAAGAGGAAGAACUUGUUCUAGUGGAAUGCGCUUGCAAUGCGUUGAUUGCAAUGUAUGGGAAAUGCGGGUCAGUUGAGGAUACAGCUAAUGUGUUCGAGAUAAUGCCUGAGAAGAAUUUAGUUUCUUGGAAUUCGACGAUAUGCGGGUUCUCAGAGAAUGGAUUGGAUCAUGAGAGUUAUAGUUUGUUGGGGAAGAUUUUAGAGGGUGAGGAAGUUCUAGUACCGGAUGUUGCUAUGUUGGUGACUGUAUUGCCUUUGUGUGCUGGGAAUAGAGAAGUAAAUAUGGGGAUGAUGAUUCAUAGUUUGGUAGUGAAAUUGGGGCUGAACCAGGAAUUAAUGGUGAAUAAUGCAUUGACAAUUACAUUCAUAUAG